UGUUUCCGGCGCUUGUUGCGAAAUGCCAGGGAUUCUUCCUUGCCACACUAGUCUCUUUGCUCUCUGGCAACACCAUUAACCUCAUAUCACUGUUACUCCAGCGUAGUAGAUAAUUCAACAGGGUUAUGGCGGACACACAAGAACAGGCCAGAGCUGCGUCUGUUUGUCUGACCUGCAAGUUGGGUAAAAGGCAAUGUGAUAAGAGACUUCCUAUCUGUUCUCGAUGCAACAAACUUGGUAGGCCAUGUGAAUAUCCACCCAGUCCGCCAGUGGUGACCGCGGCUCAACCGACGGAGUCGGGGCCAUCAAUGACUAGGUUGUCGCCCAUGGCGUGUAUACGAUGUAGGGCAAACAAACGUAGAUGUGAUCGCGCCAUUCCGGAGUGCUCCCGGUGCCGGAGAGUCGUCGCCAGUUGUGUCUACCCACCGUCUCGGCCGCAGUCCCCCGCCUUUGCGGACACCGAUGACUUUGGGCCAGACAUGGAGUCCGCUUCACUACGUGUGCCGACAGAGAUGGAGGCUGCGAUGGACACCCCCAUUGGAUAUCGGUCAUACAUGUCACCACUUCUAGAAUUCUUCCUCACCUCAAUAGCUUUACCCUCAGAUACCAUAGGGACUAACAGCCUUUCUCACCACCUCCGUUCGGAAUGGAUGAAGCAUGCUAUGAUGGACCCCUGUUUGUUCCACGCCACCCUGUUUAGCGCAUCAGCAUCGAUUGAUAUCCUGCGCUGUCAGCAAAACACUGCGGUAACCCUGUAUCACCAGACCUGGGCUAUACGCUUGCUUAACGAGCGGUUGGCACAGCCAGAACCGGUCCUGACCUAUGGAACACUGGGAGCAGUGAUACCGUUACUAUACUAUAAUAUGGUCGCACUUGACCACGACUCCGCUGUCGCUCAUCAGAGGGGUCUAGUAAAAAUGCUCCUUGCCACGCCCAAAUCCUUCCGCAACAACAUUGGGCCACUCAUAGCCAUCGUGAAGAUUGCUAUGCUGUCAUUUGCAUGUAUCUACGACAUGCAACCUAUUUGGGACUGUCUGUACUCUGAGUCUGUUCGCUCCUCUAGCCUGCUUCGAAAUCUAGUGUCAAGAGCGGCUUUGGGGAACGGCGGAUCUCUGUUCCAAAAACAGACUAUGGAUGGGAUUUUGGAUGUUUACGAAGCCGUCUCACGCCUCGAUCAGUUCUUCCACGCCGACCGCAGCAGUACCUCCAGCAUAGAAUGUGAGUGGGCGCAUAUUCUGGCAAGAUCUAGUCCAACGACUCCCUGGACCGAGCGCCAUAACUAUCUUACUUCAUCUGAAAAACUCAAUGCAUGCUGCCACCUCUGUUGUUCCAUAUUCUGGACAACCCUGCGACGACGGCAAUUGCACAACGAGCAAGCCCCAGGCCCUACGGACCAGGAUCAGCUCAAUCAGGUGCUCCUAAACUAUAUUCUGCAGGUCGAACCACUAUACUGGAUUCAGAAUGCUCCCGAGGCAUUCACCUGGGUUGCAUUUACAGGCGCUGCUGCGUCCACUCAACCAGGUCUGCGAGCCAACUUCAUCAACCACGCGGCAACUGUAAUCACGGCCAUCGACGGCGAGGACUUGACUCUGAUACGACAGGGGUGGAGGUAUUUUGGACUGAUCAAAAGGCUCGGAGGAGCAUGAAAGGUGAGCAACAUAUCCGCAUGACUGCUAGUAUAUCUCUCGAAUAGUUUGCGACUAUUCAUC
Aspergillus welwitschiae is the source of this 1709-nucleotide messenger RNA. Its product is annotated as Cys6 transcription factor domain-containing protein. NCBI's taxonomy places the organism in Eukaryota, Fungi, Ascomycota, Eurotiomycetes, Eurotiales, Aspergillaceae. Gene Ontology annotation, biological process: regulation of DNA-templated transcription. The coding region runs from base 126 to 1646 and encodes 506 amino acids. The record is from RefSeq and is a predicted model, not a curated record. Gene Ontology annotation, molecular function: zinc ion binding; DNA-binding transcription factor activity, RNA polymerase II-specific. The transcript is spliced from 6 exons.